Rhinolophus ferrumequinum (greater horseshoe bat) is the source of this 999-nucleotide messenger RNA. RefSeq names its product phosphate carrier protein, mitochondrial-like. Gene Ontology annotation, molecular function: phosphate transmembrane transporter activity. Gene Ontology annotation, cellular component: mitochondrial inner membrane. Lineage: Eukaryota; Metazoa; Chordata; Mammalia; Chiroptera; Rhinolophidae. The record is from RefSeq and is a predicted model, not a curated record. Gene Ontology annotation, biological process: mitochondrial phosphate ion transmembrane transport.
AUGUACUGCUGGAGCGUUGGCCGAAGCCCUUACAGCUGUACGAGAAACCUGCUGGUGUGCGGCCUGGGCGGGAUGCUGAGCUGUGGGCUGACACACACCGCCAUUGUGCCCCUGGACUUGGUCAAGUGCCGCGUGCAGGUGGAUCGGAACUACAAGGGCAUCCUGAGCGGCUUUGGAGUGACGCUGCUGGACGGCGGGCUACACGGCCUGGCCCGAGGGUGGACCCCGAUCUUCGGCUACUCCAUGCAGGGCCUUAGCAAGUUUGGCCUCUGUGAGGUCUUCAUAAUCCGUUACGCGGAGCUCCUGGGCCAGGAGAAGGUCUACAGGUGGAGAACCAGCCUGUACCUGACCGCCUCGGCCAGCGCCGAGUCCUUCGCCCACCGAGCCCCGGCGCCCAUGGAGGCUGUGAAGGUCCGCGUCCAAACGCAGCCGGGCUACGGCAGGACACUGCGGGCCGCGGCCCCCAGGACGGGCGACGAGGAGGGCCUGUGGGCCUUCUACACAGGCGUGGCGCCGCUCUGGAUGACGCAGAUCCCCUACACCAUGAUGAAGUCCGCCUGCUUCGAGCGCACGGUGGAAGCUCUCUACCAGUAUGCCAUGCCCAAGCCCCGGAGCCAGUGCACCAAAGCCGAGCAGCUCGCCAUGACCUUCGUGGCCGGCUACGUUGCUGGUAUCUUCUGCGCCGUCGUGUCCCACCUGGCUGAUGCCGUCGUGUCCAUUUUGAACAAGGAGAAAGGUAGCACGGCCUUAGGAGUUCUCUGCAAACUGGGGUUUGGGGGAGUGUGGAAGGGCCUGUUCGCCCGGAUCAUCAUGACUGGCACCCUGACAGCACCGCAGUGGUUCGUCUAUGACUCAGUCAAGGUCUAUUUCAAGCUGCCUCGCCUUCCUGUCACUCAAGCACUGGAAUCCCUGAAGGAGCAAAAGUAGACGUGGAUUUGUCAAGUCCUGCAGCCACCAUUGGCCCAUAUUUCGAUCCAGUGGGGAAUUGCAUUCAGACAA